Molecule: messenger RNA, 3481 nt
Organism: Sardina pilchardus (European sardine)
Lineage: Eukaryota; Metazoa; Chordata; Actinopteri; Clupeiformes; Clupeidae
Product: interferon-induced protein with tetratricopeptide repeats 5-like
Exons: 2
Coding region: 137-1555 (472 amino acids)
Biological process (GO): defense response to virus
Cellular component (GO): cytosol
Molecular function (GO): protein binding
Source: RefSeq, a predicted model, not a curated record
CCAGCACGAAGCUAAAUGGAUGGCAACUUAGUGGAGUAGAAGGCUUGGGAUAGGCUAUCUGUAGCCUGCUAUCCCUCGGAAGUGCGAUCAACAAAACUGAGACAGGCUACAUACAAAUACGAACUGAAGUUCCAGGAUGAAUUCUUCUGAUGACAUACCUUUGGACACCAAGCUACAGCAGCUGGAGCAGCUGGAGUGUCACUUCACCUGGGAUCUACCCAAAGAAAGUGCAGACCUGUCAGAUCUUCAGACCAGGCUGGAGGACCAAAUACAGUUGGACCUGGGGAAGAAAGCUGGGGCAAUCCGAUCAUAUUGUUUUUUAGCCUACGUCAGGUACCUACAAGGAUUCCUAGAUGAUGCCCUCACAAACCUGCUCAAAUCAGAAGAGUUAACAAAGGAAUACAAUGGUGACGAUUGUGAGCGAUUUCUCAUCGUCACCUAUGGCAACCUUGCCUGGCUACACUACCACCGAAGAUCAUACUCCCAGUGUGAGAGCUACUUGGAAAAGCUUGUGGGUAUAAAAGAGAAGUUCCCCACUACGUCACCGACUGAGCUUCACCCAGAAGUCUAUGGUCAGAAGGGCUGGACCUACCUCAAGUUCGCCCACAAGUACAAGCAGAUAGCAAAGCAGUGUUUUGAAAAAGCCUUGGAGCUGGAGCCAGAUGAGAGUGAGUGGAACGCUGGUUUUGGCAUUGCUCUACACCGCACAGAAAGCAAGAAGACAAGAUUAGAAGACUCGCUGGUGGUAAAGCAACUCCGACGAGCCCUCGAGAUAAACCCUGAAGAUGCCGUUUUAAUGGCGUUACUAGGCCUGAGACUGAGGAUGUUCCAAAAGCAUGACGAGGCUGAGAGGCUGAUUGAGGAGGCUCUGGAUAUGGAUCCUAGCAACCCCCAUGUCAUUCGCUAUGUCGGAAAAUGCUUCCGCCAAGGUGGCUCUGUAGACCGCUCCAUUGCGUUGCUCAAGAGAGCUGUGGAGCGUACUCCUAACUCAUGCUUCCUUCACCAUCAGCUAGCUCUGUGCUACAGGAAGAAGAAGGAUGACCUGUUCUGUAGAGGAGGUGCCAGGGGCAAGGGACGUGAGGUCAGACAGCUUAUCGCUCAGUGCAUCCAUCACCUGCAACUGGCUACAACACUGAAGUCUAACUUCAUUUUAGCCAUGGCUGAUCUUGCUCUGCACUACGGGCAGAAUAAAGAAAUUGACCGGGCCGAAGAAAUGUUCCAGGAGACGUUCAAAGCUGCAAAGGAGAACCACGACAAUGUGCAUAUAGUACACCAUUACUAUGGUGAGUUCCAGCAGUACCAGAAGAAAUCCCAAACACUAGCUAUCAAGCACUACAAGGACUGUUUGACACUGGGGUUCAAUACAGUUGAAGGGAGUAAGAGUGCCCGUUCCCUGAAGAAGAUAGCAGAGAAACGUCUGGCCAGAUACCCCAGAGAUGGAGAAGCCUUUGAAAUCCUGGAAUUCGUCCAAAGGGCAAAGGAAGCGAAGCCGUUUGAUGCUAACAAUGACGAGUGUCUCAGUACCCUGUUUGACCAACAAUUGUCUUUGCAGUAAUUAUUUUUCCAUGUCAUAUCACUUUCAACAAAUGUCAGAAAUAAUUACAGUAAAUACUAUACGUGGACAUCUCACCACAGCUUGGCUGAUGUGAACGGAUGGUUUGGCAGUGCAGUAUAGCAUGAUGUAAUAUAGUGAAGUUAUACAGUGGUAUGGACUUAUGCACUACAACAGGAAGCAAGAUUGGGCACAGAAAAAGGUCAAUUUAACUUACCCUCAUUCUAGGUGGGUUUUCAUGGAUGUUUUUUUUUUUUUUUUGGUCAUUCUGAUUAAACUAUUCCGAUUUUAAAAAAUGGGCUGUCUGUUCACAUGGAAUACAUUCUAUUCUGAUCAGAUGCUUUCAGACGCUCUAGAAUCUUUGCUCGGUUGCUUUACUUUUCCUUGAGAAGAUACAGCAGGCAAUCCGAUUGAGUUUUAUUCCGACCAAGAUGUUUAUAUAUGUUAUAUUUAUUCCAAUUGAGACAUUUUUCCGUUUCUAAUCAGAUUAAAAGUGUUAAUAUAAACCCACCUACUGACUCCAAAUGCUAACAGAAUAGUAUGCUGCUAUAAACCAAUAAGGGAAUCACUAUAUACUGUACAUUCCACAUUGAUUAAAAAAUUGCACAUCACUCACACUGCACUCCACUCUACACACAUCACUCCCUCACCAUGGAUUGGAACACACACUUGCUUGCACUCUUAACAACCUUAAGACUGUUACUGCAGUAAUAAAAAAAAAAGAAGCAAGAUGCCUAAGAUCGUUGUGCAUUAACCUCACAGACUGUUUUCUAAACUUUCAUAUUUUAAGACAUGCAUGUGUAGCUGAAAAUGUUGGGCCUUAUGAAAGACUAUAAAAAUCAGACCUUGGCAAUGAUAACAAUUAUGUCCAGGGCUCCUGUCAGGAUAAGGCUCUUGUAAUUGUGCUAACUUUUGUUAUCCUAACCAUGAAAUAAUGUAGCCUGACUCUCGCCAGACCCUUGUAGUUCCGCCAUGCUCCACCAGAGGCUGAGCUCCACACAAGGGUCUGGACGCGAGGGCAACCCAAACCCCUGGGCCAGUGAUCAAAAAAUAAUCGACCAAUCAGGAGCGCCGAAGCGAGUGUUUGAUUCAAAUAACAAUGGCGGCACGCAGCGAGGAGUCUUGUGCUGACAUUGAUUCUGCUAUUUCAACCGUUUUGUCGAAUCUAUCGAGUAUUCAUUCUUUAAAAGAUUAACAGAGAAUAGUUUUGAAGACAUUUAUUGGUGGCAAGGAUGUUUUUACUCUUCUUCCGACCGGGUUUGGCAAGAGCUUGAAGAAGCCUAGCACGUCAUUCAAGAUAACAGGCAAGUGGUUUAUCGAAUCACAUGCGAGGAUGUUUUACAAGGACCCGCCUUCAGAAAUACAUCUCCUAUCGAGAAGUCCCAGAUCCUUGUGUGAAGCAGACAGCGAACUACAGGAUCUGGCGAAAGUCAGGUUAGAAAUAAUGAGCACCAUCAAAGCAUUUUUCUUUCUGCCUUUAAGUUGCAGUCACUUUGCAUUGUAUUGCAACUGAAAUGUACUUGUUUGUGAAAGCAAACUGAACUUACAGAUAUUUGAAUAACUUUGUCUGAAUAAAGAUUGUAAUUUGGAGGCGUCUCUUUUAUGUUGUGACUGGAUGUGAGUAAAAGUGGACUGAUGCCUGAUUCAAAAGUAAGACUAAGAAAAGCUUUAUGCACAUACUGUAGGCCUACUUAUAUCUUCAGUUUACUUGAACCAUUGAAGGUAAUCUAUUUAACAUUUCCACCAGUCUUGAAAGAGCAAACAACAACAACAACAACAACACGUUACGUUUAUGUACAGUGCUUUUCUAAGCACUCAAGACAGUGCCCUCCUCUGUCUCCAGUUGCCAUGGAGAAAUCUGACGCUCCGGGGAAAAUCCGUACUCUGCACAUAGGCUGGUUCAGGGCUAUUUGGUUUUCCUCUCGCUCU